AGAACAUGGCCUCUCUUUAAUGAGACAAAACAAAAUGAAAACCACAGACGGCAGUUUUUCAGGUGACACAACAGGUAAGGGAUUACCGGUAAAUGUUGGCUCAUUCCUCAGAACACACGCACUUUAUUACCUUUGUGUGUGUGUGUGUGUGUGUGUGUGUGUGUGUGUGUGUGUGUGUGUGUGUGUGUGUGUGUGUGUGUGUGUGUGUGUGUGUGUGUGUGUGCAGUAGGCUGGCAUGUUUCCUGGAUGUGAGGUUGACCUAAAAACGAAAGUCAGAGUGAAAGCUGUUCACAUGCGGACUGAGCCUGAAGGGGAAGCAGCGCAGAGAAGACUCAGGUAACACACCGAGCAAACAGAAGUCUGUAUGAGGACAAAACAAGAGCCGAACUAAGUCACUUUAAGAGUAAUCAUGAAUAUUAUAACAGAGUCUUUCCUCGUGGAUUAUUUGCUCCGUGUGUCUGUAUUUGUUCAGUGGAUGUGAGGAUGAGUCAGUGGAAACAGAUUCAGCAGCUGGAGAUCAGACUCCUGGAACAUGUGGACUACCUGUACGAUGAUAACUUCCCCAUGGACAUCAGACAGGGUUUAGCAGGCUGGAUCGAGUCUCAGGACUGGUGAGUACGGAUAAAUAAAAAUCACCUCAGCUAAAUUACAAAAUGAAACAGAUUUAUUAAAGUGUGGUGAGAAAUAAACACUAAAGUUAAACGAGGGAUUUGUGUUGCAUAGAAGGUGACGAGUACACAAAUGCAAGUCCUGUGUGAGACAGUUUAAAUUAUUUUAUCAGUAAACCAAAAGACGAUUUUACCUUUUUAAUACUCUAGAAAUGUUGAAAAUCAUAAUGAAGACCUCAACAAAAGAAAACAGGCACAUGUUAUUAUAUUUUCUACAUCCCAGGUGGGGUAGGCUGUUUAUAAAUAAUGUUUUACUUUAAUAUUUUUGGAGGUCCCCUUAUUUAGUGCAGUCAAAUAAACGAAUGGCGAAUGAACUAAUUUCCAAAAAGGUAAAGAUAGAAGAGAAAAAAUACAUGUGGGAAAAAUAACAACAAAACUAUUGAGGUAACCCCAUGGAGUCGCCCUCUGCUGGACAACAGACAAACUGGCUAUGGAUUCACCAUAUGAAACCAAGAGGCAAUAUUUAAAGGGAUAUUCCAGCAUAAAUUAAUUUAGGGUCAAACACACCAUAACAGCGAGUUAGACACAACAUUUCUUCAUCACUUCCUUGACGUAAUAAUCACCAUAUUAGUCAUUUUCACUGCAGACGCGGUAGUUCUUCUGCCUUAGCGUCUUGGUCUGAUUGCAUUUCCAUGAAGAAAUGAUCAUAAAUGUUCUUCCUUGAGCUGCAUCACCCCGCUAUAGUCCGUAAUGGACUGGCCCAAGGUCUCGCUACAACCAAGCGGCUGCUGGAAGACAGUAGGUGAGUUGUGUUUAGUCUCUUACGUUGUGUUUGACCCAAAAUUAAUUUUACGCCGGAAUAUCCCUUUAAACUUUGGAAUAUAUCCAAACAACUAUGUAAGAGUGGAAGUAAUAUCAAAGAUGUAUGAAACGUGAAAGCAGGCUCCUUCAUAGAGGUGCUUCAAAGCUUAAAUACCAGCCAACCUAACCUUAAGUGAAGGUGGACUUUCAGCAUGGAAGUCAGUCCAUAGUUCUCCAUAUUUGGAGACCGUGUCUAGUGGUCACUCGUGGAACUGCAGCCUUUUUGCUCCUCUAUAUUAGCUUCACUUUUCAACACGAGUUUGCGUCUUAAUCAAAACCAAUGACUGCUGACACAAUCAUCAAACCAUUUCUAGGGUGCUGUUUAAAUGUGGAAGGCCGUUAUCAGGCUGUCAUACAACCCAUGCUCCACCCCCAUGAUGCAUAUGACAACUAAUACCAAUAGCGCACCAGUGGCAUACCUUCCACCACUUUUUGAUUCUCUCACUCUGUCCUGUUUUCAGGGAAACGGCAGCUAACGAUGAGUCGAUGGCCACCGUGUUGUUCGCUAACCUGCUAUCCCAGCUGGAGCGAGUGCGCUCACAGGAGCAGAACUUCCUGCAGAGACACAACAUGAAAAUCAUCCAGCAGCAGCUACAGGUGAGUCAGCAGCAUCCUUUGUUAUUGUACAGAAAGAUGAACGACAUGGCAUCCACUUAAGGUGAAGCCAAAAUGCUUGUAGCUCCAUCUGCUGACCUGCUGUAGUACAGGCCACAAAGCCCGAUGUUUGCACUUGUGAUCUUUGCAGGAGUGGAAUAAAAGCAUCUCCAAUAAAGAGAAGUACUUUGUGGUUUGUGGUGUACUGAAGAUUAAAGGGAAGUAGAAAAUAGUGGCUGUACUUUGACAGAGGGUGUUAACUGUUUCUGUGUGUGGUUUUUCGGUCAGCUAAAAACUCAAGAGCUCAUCAGCAAUUGUUUAUCCGACAUUUUCAGUUUGCCUGAAAGUUACCUGUGUUACAAGUGUGCAAACUCUCGAACUUGAGCUUCCUCACACUCCACGGAUGGCUGUCAAGGUGUUAACUUUGGUCUUUGAGCUCUACAACAGGAUGCUCGGUCAAUGCUGUUAGCCUCAGCUCAUAUUUAAUGCUCAAAAACUCGAACCUUUGCAGAACAAACCCGAGAGCCUCACACCGCUGUUUCCUGUGCAUCUGAAUAUGUCAGAGUCCCACUCUCAGAGGAAGCAGUCACUCCUCCUGUGUGGUGCUCAAAGGUGUUUGUGGGUUGUUGUUGUUGUGAUGUGUGAAUGCAGCAGCUCAUAAAACCCAAAAGAGUCUCUAACAAUAACAAAGUUUGGAGUUUCUGUGUCUAAUUAAAGCUCAAUCUUUGGGAGGAAAACCCCUCUGGGAGCACGUCUGAUAUUUGUGUGUUAAAAGUACAUUUAAAGGUGUUUUCUUAUUCUAAAAACAAGCACAAGCUGCUCUUCACCUAUAACAUUCAGAUUAUGAUAAAAAGGGAAAUCAGUUUAUAAAUGGAAGCUCCCUACUACUUUAUAAACAAAUUCAUCUGCUGCUUUCUAAUGCCAAAUGUCAUCCUUCAAAUGUCAUUGUUCCAGUAACGAAAGAGUGUGUAGGAGUGUGAUGAUACAUCCUCAGUCAUCAUUCGGGCAAUGAUGCUGAUGCAUGAAAAUUUUGAGGCUAGAGAAAAAGUUUCCUCUUCCCACAGCAGCUUAUUUUGUACUUUUCUGAACCAGCUUUGACACAGGGUGCAAGACACAACAGAACACCUACGCUGUGUUUGUCUCAAUCUCCUGCAGACGAUGGAAAUCCUGAUCCUGGUGUGUUGGUCUGCGUGAACCUGGGCCAGUUUAGAGCUCUCUCAGAUCAGCUGGUUUUCAACUUGUUUGAGCCACCAGCCUCAUCUGCCUUCACGCCUUAUCGAUGUUUUCUAUGUACCUCUUUAGUCCCCUGAGUUAAGUAAUCUGUGACAACAUUAGUAAUAGUAAUUUUGGUAAAAUAGCAGUUGCCACCUUUAUUUUUACAUUUGUUAACCAAUCAGAGGCUGCGUUCUGCACAUGCUCUGUAUGUAAUGCAGCUCAUACCAUCUACUGUUUCUUAAUGAGCUUUUAAAAGCAACUUUUAUAGUUUUUUAUUGGAUAAAACUGAGUUACUUAGAUUAUUUAUGAUAAUAAACAAUCCCAUCAUGGACUAAUCUGUACUAAAAAGUGAAUUCUGUACAGAUGUAAAUAUGAUGCAUGCACAUAACUUGUUUUUAACUUGAAGUUUCUUUAUAUUUUAAUUUUGUCUUUUCUGUAUCUAUACCAUGCUGCUGUAAGUUUUGGAAUUUCCCCCUGUGGAACUAUUUAAAGGUACAUCUUAUCUUAUCUUAUCUUAAAAACACCAUGGCUUCAAUGAUCAUGAUUAGUCGCUGUCUGGUUUCAGUAAAUCGUGUUUAAUCUGGGGCUGGUGUGCAGACUGUGACUAAAGAUGUUGGUCUUCAGGAGGCAGAGAGAAAAGUGACAAAGAUUUUUCCUUAAACUGUCUGAAAGUACGUGACGAUAAAUCUGCUUUUGUUUCCGUGAUAAAUAACAGUAACAUCCUCUAAAUCGACAUCAUGGUUCAACGCUAUAACUGCCAGUCGCAGAACAAGCUCUUCUUCCAGCAACUGUCUACACCUUUGGCAACAUGCCUCCUCUUUUCAUUUUGUCAUCUUAAGUUGACGUCAGAGGCGAGUUUAACCUCAUUCCUUUUCCUGGUUUGAUAACGAAGGACUUCCAGUAAAAACCUUAGACGGACUAUUAAUAACUGAUUUCUGUGAUAACUUCCUCCUCCUCCUCCUCUGAGCAGUUUUUUCUCAAGAUGCAAAGAUAAAUAAACGAUGUGAAAAUGAAAACCCUCAAACUGAAGAGCUGCUCCUUUUCCUUCUUUCUUUGUUUUUGUCUUAAGUGUGCACACAUUGGUGUUUGUGUAACCUGGAGUUUGCUCUUAUGUGUGCAGGUGAAGUACACGUCCACCCCUGCUGUCAUGGCCAGAGUUAUUUCCACCUGCCUCAGGGAGGAGCGGCGGAUCCUCUCCAGCGCCUGCAUGCAGGAACAGGUUUGUCACUUUUGUCUCGCUCAGUGGGAAAGUCCCUCUGCUUCCUGAGUGACAGGCGCCUCUGCUCGUAAACUCGAGCUGCUACCAGGAAGGUGGUUUUGUUUAAAGUACAACCGCUUCUUUCCAACCGCGUUACAUAAAUCCAGAGAAACUGUCGCCUGCCCUUGUGCAAUCAGACUUCUGCAAGAACGCUAGGAGCAAAAUGAACACCACUGAUAACUCAACCACAAUCUGGACUGGAUUUAUUUGCAUACAAAUCCAGAACCCGCAAAGAUAAAAUAAUCAGUGCAGACUGGGGCCGUUUUGCAGGGGGCCAAUAUUUGCACACGAAGUUAGAGCUUAAAGAUGACUUUUUGUAGAAGAGGAUUUUUGCACACCUGACACUGCAUACUGUCUUACUUUCACUGAUGCAUUAAAUUAAACAAAGUUUUGGUCAAACCGGCUCUUAUCAGGUUCACAGACAUCUGGGUAACCAAUCAGAAAACUGACCUGAAGCUAUCUCACAAAAACCAUCCCGCAGUGAUGGUCCUGCAGUUUCUAUCUUUAAAAGCACAGUGAAAAUGUCUGCAGAAAGUCAGAAAAAGUGACUAAACAGUGAAUAAAUGUCCACCAGGGUCCUCUGGAGAAAUCUCUGCAGAACUCUGUGGCGUUUGAGAGACAGAAGAACAUGGACAACAGAGUCGGGGUCAUCAGGGGGAGCGUGCAGGUAACUGAAACACUCUGAGGGAACUGAAACAGAAACGCUUUCUGCUUUUCAUUCAUGAAGUUAAAAAAGGAGAUCUAUGUCGAUGUCUGUGUGUGUUUUUGUGUGUACGUGUGUGUGUAGUUGAUGGACCAGGCUGUGAAAUACAUCGAGGACAUGCAGGACGACUUUGAUUUCCGCUACAAGACCCUGCAGUCUCGAGGUACGCCCUGAGCGUUCGAGCUGUGAAAAGUAUUUUUAACAGGCUUUUUUUUGUAGCUGCUCGCAGCUCUGAAAAAAGUGCUUCUUUCUACAAAUGUGUGGUUUUACAUGUGUGUGUGCGUGCGUGUGUUAGACUCGACAGAUAGGAACUCAGAAAUCAUGAAACAAGAAGUAACCAGACUGCAGGAAAUGCUGAACAGACUGGACUUUAAGAGGAAGGUAAGUGUUUGUAUCGUCAGGUGAAGCUCUAAAAGCUUCACUGAAAUGUCUCCAAACACACAAAUCACAAAUUUAACCUCAGUGUGAGCAGGUUGACUUCACAUCCUCUCUUCCUCUUUUUAAAGACUCAAUGUAACCGUAGGCUCACCUGGUUUUUAAGUAAAUAGUCCCAGCCUUAAUAAUGUGCAUCAGAGAUCUUCUCCCUACACUGAGCCUGAACAAAACAUGAUCCACUUAAAGCUUUCAACCGUUACAUCCCUGAAAAACUGGGAUUAUUAAUCUAAACAUAUACUUCAGUUCAGUAAAAUUAAAGUUAGUUAAGUUUUUAAAAGUGGAUGUCGACAGAAAUAUAAAAACUUCAGCACUGAUUCGUAAAGUGAAAUCGAUUUCUACAAACUAAGACUUCUAUCAUCCCUGUCCUCUCUCAGGAGAUCCUGUCAAAGAUGGACGUUGUUAUAAAGGAGAUCGAUGACCUGAUGACCUCUCAGCUCAGCCCUGAGCUGCAGGACUGGAAGCGUAGGCAGCAGAUCGCCGCCAUCGGUGGACCGCUGCUCACCGGCCUGGACCAGCUUCAGGGCUGGUACUGAGAUGAAUAACAGCUGAAUGCAUCAUUUACAUUUAAAUGUCUAAUUUUCAUCGUGUGAUGUCUAAUAUCAGCCUUUUGUCCCCCCCCGUCUCCUCUCAGGUUCACUCUGACGGCUCAGAGUCUCUUCCAGAUCAAACGGCAGCUGGACAAACUGGGCGAGCUGGUCGUGAAGGUCACGUACGAGAGCGACCCGAUCCCCCUGCAGAAACCUCAGAUGGAGGAGAGAGUCAAAUACCUCCUCUAUCACCUCAUCAAGAGGUACUUUUAUGCAUAAAACAAAAAGAAAAGCACAGACUGUUUUCAACUUUUACAGGCUUGUAUCAUAGGCUGUAUUUUGUCUGAUGAAACUGCGUGAAUUGUUGUUUUUGCAGCUCAUUUGUGGUCGAGAAGCAGCCGUGUAUGCCCACACACCCUCAGAAACCCCUCAUCGUUAAAACUGGAGUUCAGUUCACCACCAAAGUCAGGUAUCUUCCUGAUUUGAUCUGCGUACUUUACAUCGAGUUUCCAUGCAGCUGUUUUGAAUCACUUUUUCUUGCUGUAAAAUAAUAAUGUUGCUGCUUUUCUUCUCCUCUCAGACUCCUGGUUAAACUUCCAGAGGUGGAUUAUCAGCUCAAAGUGAAAACAACAUUUGACAAGUAAGAUCCUCCAUGUUUCACUUUGUUUAUCUGGUUUUCUGUAACAGUCAAACAUAAACUUGUAAAACUAUAAAGUGAGAUAUCUCUGUCUGGUUAUUUAGAGCGAUAUAGUACGACAGAUGUAUUUAUGGUCAUCUAAAUUUAUAUGGUGUUUUUUUGUGUGUUUGUGUCUCCAGAGACCUCCCCCCCGGCAGAGUGUGAGUACAAACAACGUCACGACAUAAUUUUAGCCCUGAUAUAAACAGAGAGUGAGCAGGUACACAGCAGCAGAGUAAAGACAUGAGACAUGUAGACUAGGAGACUCGUGUACCAGUCCUUUAAAGCUCCUAUGAGGAGGUUUUUAUGUUCAUGUAACAGACUUAAAAUCACAGUGAUGCCUUUUUAUGCUAAACAAAAACAAACAAAACAAGACUGAGGAUUUUAAUUCUGUAUAAUUAAACUUUGUAGUUGGUGCGAGUGGGCAGCUGUCAGUUGAAUAGCAUCAAAUUUUACAUUUUCCACUUCAAACAUUCAUAAAAAAAUUAUAAAUCUGAUUGUCAAGAGUCAUCUGGAUGAUAUUUUAGUCGAAAGUUACUACUUAUGCAUGUAGAGAUUAAGAUCAGCAACGCCUGUUUUGUCCACAGGGGGCGCCAAAAUGGACACAAACCAAAAGUUCCUCACUGGAGCUUUAAACAGAGAUUUAAAUUCCUGAAGAAGCUUUUAAUAUUUUUCAAAUUGAUAGUCAGAGAAUCAAGACUUUUGAUUAAGUUGCAUGAAAUUUUUUUAUUUAAAACCAUAAAACAGCUGUGAUCAAAAUGAGGAAUUUAACUUCAGAUUUCAGGAGUGAUAGUCGUUAUUUUGGUCUAGAAAGAGGCAGAAAGACUCCGAUCAAAUGGGAUAAAUCCAGGGGUCUGGUUUGUUUCACGUUGUUUUCUCUCCUCAGAAGUCGUCAGUUUUUCAUCCUGACUAACAACACUAAAGUUAUGGACAUCGAGGAUUACUCAAACGGCUGUCUGUCAGUGGAGUUCAGACACCUGGUAGGAUGACCCGUCUUUGCCUCCAUUAUUUAAGCUGAUAUUCUAACUACUAUCAGAAAGAUCUAAAUCAGGGGAGCUGGAGGAAAGUCGUUGUUGUUGAAAUUAUUGUUUUCAUUUUACAGCAACUGAAAGAGAAGAAAUACAUCAACGGCACAAAGGGGAAUGAGGUAAAACUGGUUCAUUAAAAAUGUGUUUUACCAAAAUUUUAAACUUCAGUUCUGAAAUAAAUAAUAUUAUGAUGCUUGUUUUUACUUGUGCAUUAUCUCCUGAUUUAUGUUGGUGUUCUGCAGGGUCUGCUUUCCGUGACAGAGGAGCUUCACUCCCUCAGUUUUGAGGCUUGUUUCACAGUUCAGGGUCUCACCAUCGAUCUGGAGGUCAGUUGCAGCUUCAAUUUUACCCAAGGAUGUAGAUGGUGGUGCAAACAUAGGCUGUAUAUAAAGAUGGAUGACAUCCCUACUUCUUCCUCUUGUACAGAAGUGAAACUAAUCCGCCUCUUUUGCAGUUUGAAGCCAAAUUCAGAGAAAAAAAUGAGCAUGUACCUCAGUGUUAUAGUUUGACACAUCAGUCAGCUCUAAAUGGUUUGGUUUCACUUUGUAGGAGCUGUCAUGCCAUCUGUCUCUAUAUACAGUCUAUAAACGAAGCCCUCUAACUGUGUGUGACUCUUCCAGACGUGCUCGCUGCCUCUGGUGGUCAUUUCCAACGUGAGCCAGCUGCCAGGAGGCUGGGCCUCAGUCAUGUGGUAUAACCUUCUCACUGAUGAGCCCAGGGUGAGUUCAAACACUCUGUGAUUGUAUCUGAACCGCUGGUGUGCCUGUGGCCUAGUGGUUUAAGUAUGUGUGUACAGAGGCUUUUCACAGUGGUCAUUGGUUCGACACUCUUAUCUUCCCUCAUAAUCAAUGACGGCAAGAACACCCCCACAUUGAACUGACUUUUGUCAUAUUAUAAUAAAACGAGUUUUCAAAAAUCCACAUUUCUCUCCUCCUGACCUCCUUCCUUCUCCUUGUUCCUAUAGAACCUGUCGUUUUUUGGAAACCCACCUCGAGCCACCUGGAGUCAGCUCUCUGAAGUGCUCAGCUGGCAGUUCUCCACCUUCUCAAGUCAGGGGCUCAACAAAGAGCAGCUGAGCAUGCUGGGAGAGAAGCUGCUCGGUGCGUUUUUUCUAAAAUACUGAAUAAGAAACAUGUUUGAGGUCUUCGUGAAACGUGAUGGUCUACAAGGGUACACAAGCUUCGGAUUUGUCUCAAACUGCGGUUUUUGUUGUUGACCAUGAUCCCUUUCAGCACUUCUGUGUGACUCAGAAAUUGUUUUAGGAGUUGCGGCGUGUUUGCCUUUUGCAGAAAUUGUGGUGACUUAUAAGAGGUUUUUGGGGUCCUUUUAGUCAACCUGGUGGCUGUCCUUCAAAUAAGUAAUGUCUAAUAUUUGCUGUAUUUCUUUCUAGGUCAGCAUGCCUCCUGCAGUGAUUAUCAAGUGUCCUGGUCAAAGUUCUGUAAGGUCAGUCUCUACUAAUAUCUAUGUACUGUUGACAUUUUAUGUAAAGUGGAUGGAAUUAAUAAUUUUUGAGACUUGAAACCUUAGUUUUGGCUUUUUAGCGUCUAAUUUAAAGUCUCUGUUAAAUUUUUCUUACAGGAGAAUAUUCAAGGGAAGCCCUUCAGUUUCUGGAUGUGGCUAGACUCCAUCUUGGAGCUCAUAAAGAGGCACCUGCUGCCCGUCUGGAAUGAGAGGUAAACCUCAACAUCACUUAAAUUUCACCUCACCUCAUUUUUAAUCUGUCUCUAGGAUUCUCUGCAGCUCAUAUAAACUUCACAAAAGAGUCAGAGAGUCCUAAAACUGAAGCCAGGCAAUGCAGAGGGACUCUUAGCCUGUGCUCUGUCUAAUGACCAGCAGGGGGCGACUACUGUCGUUAAUGAUCAGUAAUAAAGUCAGUGGUAGAAUGUGGCAAAAAAAGAAGGAGAAAAAAAGAAAAACACGUUUACCUUUUCUUCUCCUUCUUCAACCCUGUGCAGCUACAUCAUGGGCUUUGUGAGUAAAGAGAUGGAGCGCGCUCUGCUCAAGGACAAAGAGCAAGGCACCUUCCUCCUUCGCUUCAGUGAGAGUCACCUCGGAGGAAUCACCUUCACCUGGGUGGAGCACAACGAAAACGGUCAGACUUUUCUAAAUCUCUGCCUCUACACAAUCUCUACACAAAGAUUUAAAACGUGUUUGUAGUUCAUUUGUAGUCUGAGGAAUAUUGACCAAUCAGAGAACAGAGGAUACAGCCUUUUGCAUAUAGAACAGCCUGUGUGAAUUUAACAGUAUAUAUCUUAAAACUCAACUAAAAGCUGGUCAGAACAUAAUCAUUCAAUGACUUUGGCUGUGGCGUCUGGGGCUGAUGGAGACAGCCUCUAGUGGACACUCAAAGAAUUGCAGUUUUUGGCACAUCAUUUACUUGAUUGUUAAAUACGUUGUCUUCUUUUGUCCAACAGGAGAAAUGCGGUUAAACUCUGUGGAGCCAUACACUAAAAGUCGUCUCAGCGCUCUCCCUUUCGCCGACAUCAUUCGAGACUACAAAGUGAUCUCAGACGGGGUCGUACCGGAGAACCCGCUCAAGUUCCUCUAUCCAAACAUCCCCAAAGACGAGGCCUUCGGACGGCUGUACAACAGUCAGCCAAGCAAAGGCAGGAGCGCAGAAACAUUUCUUAUCGUCAUUUCUUUAAGCUCUUGUUUCAAACAUUUGUUGACUGAUUGUGUCGUAUUACUGGCUCAUGUUUUAUGUGUCUGUUUAAUCUCCAGUUCACCCAUACAUACCAUCCCAACUGAUCCCCAUCUCAGAACUGCGGUGAGUUCAUUUGUCAGCCGUAUAAAACCCUAACAUAGGAUUAAAUAUUAGACAGGCUUAUUUAAGUAAACGAUCAAUCAGGUAUGAUAGGUAUGAGCCUUUAGAUAUGGAAGUUAAAGCUCCUGUGAAGAGUCCUCCAAAAUGUCCUUACUGGAGCUUUAAAGGUGUCCCCUUUGCUUCAAGUGGACACUUGAGAAACUGCAAUUUUUUUGCACUCACUUCCCAACACUUUGCUCCAAACUGUCAUUAAAAGGGCUGCUGUGACUUUAUCAUCCACAAGAUGUUGCUGUUGGAGCGCAGAGGCAUCACAAAGCUUUACAGGCCUAUGUCUAACUGUGACGCACAGCUUUAACAAUAAUAAUAAUACAUUUUAUUUAUAACACACUUUUACAGGUGCUCAAAGAUGCUUUACAAAAAAAACACAAUUUAAAAUGCAGAAAAUUUUGAGUGAUAAGACCAACAGUGUAAAAGGUUAAAAAAGACACAAUAUGAAAAGACAAUAAAACAACAGUUUACAGGUUAAAAGUCAUUUUAAAAAGGUUUGUUUUUAGGAGUGAUUUGAAAGUAUGGGGGUCUUGAUCAAUGAAAGCAGCUUAAGCACAUACUUCAUAACAAUGACACGUUUCUCUGUCUCUAUUACCCUCAGCUGUAAUGUCAGCACCUCGUCACCGUCCUGUCAGUCUCCUGAACCCCCCAUGACUCCCGGAGAGUUCGACUUGCUGAGCGAACAUCUCUGCCUCAGCAUGGACACAGUGAGUUUUAGUUUUAGAUUAGUGUCUGCUCUUUUCUCUCCAGUUUCCUGCUCUGCCUUGUAUUGCCAUGUUUUCUGAGAAAUCUGCUGCUAAUAUAAUUUUCCUUUUUGUCUUACAGAUGAGUUCACCAUAUUCAGAUUAACACCAGAUGACUCAAACAUGCUUUCCUGGUUUUCCUGGUUCAGUUUGAUAAAAAUCUGUCUUGAAUAUGAUAAAAGAGUAAAACUAUGAUCCACUUUUAUUCUAUGUUUGUUAAAACUUUGUCAUCAUUUGUUUUAAUUGUAGUUCUAUUUAAACUCUUGCAGGUUUUUACCUCCUUUAUCAGGGACUGUUUUUAAGUUUAUCUAUUUUUCACGUUUCCCUCAUGUUUUUUUCUUUGUAUUCAACUUCUUACGUUUGUUUUUUAUUUCUUCUAAUUUUUUAAAAUUUUGAUAUUGUUUUUAAUAUUGACUGUGAAUAGAAUAGUAAGGUCUUGCUUAGCACUCUUUGGGUUUUUUAAGUGCUGUUCAAAUAAAGUGUCUUUAGUUUUCA
Xyrichtys novacula (pearly razorfish) is the source of this 11955-nucleotide messenger RNA. Lineage: Eukaryota; Metazoa; Chordata; Actinopteri; Labriformes; Labridae. The record is from the annotation of a GenBank genome assembly.